AUGCCUAAACGAGUGUUCUUCAAGAAUGAACCCAAUAACUCUGGAGACCAGAUUAACUAUGAGGAUUUGGUAGGAGUCGAGAAUCCUGCAAGAUACCGGAAGGGUGGAUACCAUCCAGUGAACAUCGGAGAUCUCAUCCAAGAUCGCUAUCGCGUCGUUCAUAAGCUCGGAUUCGGGACUUACUCUACGGUAUGGCUGGCAUUUGACAAAGAUACAAGCCACUAUGUGGCCAUCAAAGUUGCCGCCGGCUAUUCCAACCCUGUGGAAAUGAACAUUAUUGUUUGUGUUCAGACUUCUCGGGACACAAUACCUUACCUCGGAACCAACAUGAUUCCACCAAUACUGGACGCGUUUGACCUGACCGGACCGAAUGGUGAGCAUUCAUGCUAUGUAAUGGAGCCAGCAGGAGCAAGCUUGGAGCUCGCAAAAUCUCGAAGUCACAAAGGUCUUUUCCCGCUUGGUGUUGCCCGUGCCAUGGCUGCUCAACUGGUUAUUGCGGUGGCACAUGUUCACGAAAAAGGUUACGUUCAUGGCGAUCUUGGCUUGAGAAAUAUUCUACUUCAGCUACCUUUCAACAUCCAUAAAUAUCCAGUCGCGGAACUUUACACAAAAUUUGGAGAACCCCAAAGCAAAGAGGUUAUCCGUGAGGAUAAACAGGCGCUCUCCCACGGGGUCCCGGCAAUCUGCGUUCAGCCAAUCGAUUUCAAAGAAACAAGCGAUUUAAUCACCCUCCCACAGGCCAGAAUCAUCCUUACAGAUUUUGGAGAGGCGUAUAUGCCUUGUGUUCAGAAUCGGUUCGGCUCCAACGCCCCAUCACAUUGUGAGCCCCCUGAAGCGAGAUGGGAGACAGACAAACCACUUAACUUCUCCGCUGACAUCUGGGGGUUGGCCUGCUGUAUCUGGGAGAUUGUUGGCUGGAGGCCUUUGUUUAAAAGCUACUAUUCCGCCCAUUAUGACGUGACUUGUGAGCAAGUCUCGGUAUUAGGAAGACUGCCAACUGGGUGGUGGUCGAGAUGGGCUCGGGGUAACAAUAACCGGCGUUACAAAUUUGACCUUGCCGGAAAGCCACUGGACCGUGUCUGUUUCCCAUCCUUGGAACAGAGAUUUGACCUAGGUAUACAGCAACCAAGAAGAGAACGAGACAUGACUCCACUUGAGCCGAUGGAGCGCAAUGCGUUUCUCACAUUGAUGCGCUCGAUGCUUGCAUACCAACCUGCUGAGCGCAUUACCGCGAAAGAAGUUUUAAGGUAUGAGUGGAUGGUUAAGUGGGCGCUUCCUGACUUUGAAAAGAUGCGUUCAAGCUAG
This is a messenger RNA of Penicillium macrosclerotiorum, 1305 nucleotides long. RefSeq names its product kinase-like domain-containing protein. Gene Ontology annotation, molecular function: ATP binding; protein kinase activity. Bases 1 to 1305 code for a protein of 434 amino acids. Lineage: Eukaryota; Fungi; Ascomycota; Eurotiomycetes; Eurotiales; Aspergillaceae. The transcript has a single exon. Gene Ontology annotation, biological process: spliceosomal complex assembly; regulation of mRNA processing; protein phosphorylation. The record is from RefSeq and is a predicted model, not a curated record.